Messenger RNA from Gekko japonicus, 2878 nucleotides. It is a transcript of the gene NOM1, whose product is annotated as nucleolar protein with MIF4G domain 1. Gene Ontology annotation, molecular function: protein binding; RNA binding. The record is from RefSeq and is a predicted model, not a curated record. Gene Ontology annotation, biological process: ribosomal small subunit biogenesis. Gene Ontology annotation, cellular component: nucleolus. NCBI's taxonomy places the organism in Eukaryota, Metazoa, Chordata, Lepidosauria, Squamata, Gekkonidae. The coding region runs from base 113 to 2500 and encodes 795 amino acids. The transcript has 11 exons.
UCUCACUAGACCGCGUGCGAAACCGCAUCCUCGCCCGGAGGCCUCUUCAAGAUGGCGGCGCCCAUGAACCGCCGCGCCUGAGGAGAGGGGCCCGGUGCGCGGCGACGACGCCAUGAGGCAGGCGGCCCCCCUCUCCUCAGCGCCUGUCAAAGGCCUGGCCCGAGCAAAGAGACGAGGGAAGAAUCAGAAGCAGGCCGGGCAGCUACAGAAGCUAGGGCUGGCGGUGCGAGAAUUCGUGGAGGCGGCGGCGGCGGGGGGCCCCGGUGUGUUGGGCGGUCCCGGGCUCUCCGGGGCCCCGCUGCAGCAGCCGAAAUGGAGCGGCCGACGGAACCGGCGGGAGCUGAAGCGGGAGAAGCGCAAAUUGAAGCGAGGCCGCCGCCGCCUUCUCCUUAGCGGCAAGGAGGUAGCUGAGGGGCGAAAUUAUCCGCCGCCUGGCCCAGCUUCGCCAGCCUCGGGCAAGAAGCAGCCGCCGCCGAAGAAGAAGAAGGAGGCGCCGCAUCCGCAGGCCCCGGAGCCGGAGAAGGGUCCCCCCGCGGAGAAAGGGCGGCCCAGGCCGGGCCCCUCGGCGACGUCUUUGUCGCGCAAGCGGGCCCUUCUGGCGGCCAAUGAGGCGGAGGAGCGGGAGAUCCGGCGGCUGGAGAGGCAGCUGGGCCUGAACAAGCGUCGGAAGAAGCAGGCCGGGGACGGGGAGGCAGGCCUGCCGCAGAGCUUCUCCCGCGACGGGUUGGGCUACGUGCUGGGAGCUCUGGGCUCGGGGGCCGCCUUCUCCGGCCUGGACGAGAGCAGCGGGGGAGAGGGCGAGGAGGGGCUGGAGGGAGAGUCCGGGGAGGAAGAUGUGUCGGCUGCCGAGGAAGAGUCGGGGAGUUCAGAAGAAUCCGAUGUGGAAGGAGGAGGCGAGGCGGAGGAAGGAGAAGGGGAGGCCCCUCACGGCUCCUCCGGAAGCCCUGAGCCGGGAGCAGCGGGGCCCGCGUCGCCCAGAGAGGAAAAGGAAAAGGAGGGGAUUUGCCAUGCUGCUACGAAGUAUGUUCCUCCUCAGAUGCGAAGGUCUGAAGAGACGGAGGAUGCAAAAAAGAGAGAAGAACUAGAAAGACUGAAGAAAACAUUGAAAGGGCUCGUUAACAGGUUGAGUGAACCUAACCUGUCUUCCAUAAGUGGGCAGCUGGAGGAACUGUACAUGGCAAACAGUCGAAAAGACAUGAAUGAGGCCCUGACCGAUAUUCUCACGAGUGCUUGUGUCACAGCCUCAGUGAUGCCCCCCAGACUGAUGAUGGAGCAUGUCCUCUUAGUUAGCAUCCUUCAUAAUACUGUGGGGAUUGAGGUUGGCGCUCACUUUUUGGAAACAGUGGUGAGGAAAUUCGACGACGUCUACAGAGGCAAGCUUGAAGGGAAAGAAUGUGAAAACCUGCUUACCUUAAUUGCUCAUUUAUAUAAUUUUUACGUCGUGCACUCACUGCUGAUCUUUGACAUCUUAAAAAAGCUUGUUAGCACUUUUUCUGAACAGGAUAUUGAGCUAAUUCUGCUGCUGCUGAAAAAUGUGGGAUUUUCCUUGAGGAAAGAUGAUGCUCUGGCACUGAAAGAGCUUAUUACUGAGACCCAGAAAAAAGCAAACGCUGUAGGGAAGCAGUUUCAGGACCAGUCAAGGGUUUGCUUUAUGCUGGAGACCAUGCUGGCACUGAAAAAUAAUGACAUGAGGAAAAUCCCUGGUUAUGAUCCUGAGCCGGUUGAGAAACUACGGAAGUUGCAGAGAACAUUGAUUCAUAACAGUGGUUCUGGGAAAGAGGCUCAGCUUCGUGUGUCAUUGGAAUCUCUCCUCAGUGCUGGUCAGGUUGGCCGUUGGUGGAUUGUGGGUUCCUCUUGGAGUGGAGCUCCAAUGAUUGACAGCUCCAGCAACAAAGCUCAACAUAUACUACCUACAGGAAAGGUAAAUGUGAUAACUUAUUUCCACAGGCUUGGUCUUAAAGAUCAGCAGGAGAGAGAAAUUGUCCACGUCCUCAUAGAUUGUUGCCUACAGGAGAAGACUUACAACCCUUUCUAUGCGUAUUUGUCUGCCAAGUUCUGUGAAUAUGAUAGGAGAUUCCAGAUGACAUUCCAGUUCAGUAUGUGGGACAAAAUCAGAGAUCUGAGAAACCCGUCCAGUACCGCUUUCUCCAAUUUAGUUAAUCUGUUGACUCAUCUGUUAAAGACUAAAUCUGUCUCCCUUGCUGUUUUCAAGGUCAUUGAGUUCAGUGAACUAGACAAGCCAAAAGUGCACUUUUUACGGCGAACUUUAUCUACACUUUUCCUAAAAACAGACCCAGAAGAACUCUGCUACAUCUUUGGAAAAUUGGCUGAGAACCCCAAGCUAGGAAUGCUGUAUGAGGGCCUGAAGCUUUUCCUCUCCCACUUCUUGCUGAAGAAUAUUCAAGCCAACAAAAGUGCCUCAGAAGCUUCUCUGCUAAAGGAGCGAAUUGAAGUAGUAAACAGGACUUUGAAAGCAAAAGAAUCAAGAGUAAAGUUAUAGCACCACAAGCUUAUCAGAGACUGUUGUGUGGGAAAUGGGGGGCUUAAUUGAAAGCCCCGUUAAUUGAAUCUGACCAUCAUUAACAAACAGAAGACUUCCCAUGCAGUCCUAAAGGGGUUGCACCUUUCUAAGUCCAUUGACUUCAGUGCAUUUAGAAUGGAGUAAUUCUCCUUAUGGUUGCUCUGUUGAUGUUCAGAACCUUCACAUUCGGAGCUGGAUUCUACCCAUGUUUGAAUGGUGAUGGUGACGGCUGAGUACAGGGAAAAACCCAUUAAUUCUUUAACCUCCUGUUUAUAGGGAGAAAGUAGAAGGUGAAAUCACUGGUGAAAGCUAAAUAACUUGUAAAGUGUGUCUUUCUUUAAUAAACAGUUUUAGUUU